GUCAUUCGACGCCGGCCUCUCAUCCACCGAAGAUGUACGAUGAUCGGUGGAACUUCGAAAAGAAUCAUGGGUAUCGGUAUAGUUAUUACAGGAGGAAUAAUAUUAGCCAUCUCCUUAAUAAUGGGUAUAGAAUUUCCAAAGUUCGCUUAUAGAAAAAAUGUUGAAUUUCUCUGUAUAUACAAUGAUAAACAUGAAUACUAUAAUCAAUGGCUGGAGGACGAUGAGUUCAAAAGGCAUAAUCUAGUCUAUUUUUGGAAUAUUACUAAUCCAGAACAAGUAAUUAAUGGUUUAGAACCAAAUUUACAGGAUAUCGGACCAUAUUUUUAUAGACAAUUUUCUUUUAAAUUGAACGUUCAGUUCGUUGGCGAUGCUAUUGAAUACAGGAAUUGGAAAAGGCAGGAAUUUGAUGGUAAUCAAACGCUGAGAUCUUGCUCGAAAUGUUCCUACAAAGAUAGAAUCACCCUUAUCAAUAAGGAAUACUUGAAAGGCGUUAUGUUAGAAGGAGAUGAAGAUAGCUAUAUUCUGUCUUUUCUCCCGCCUACCUUACAAUCCGUUUUCGAACAAUUAAACCAGGAUAUGUCCUACGAAGAAAUUUAUAGGGAAUGGGGUAACUUCCGGAGCGUUAAGUUCGUUCGCUAUUCUAGUAAACUGUUUUAUCCUGCAACGUUUUCGCAUUUAAAUUUUGCUUCCUGGUUACAAUCUUCCACCUAUUCGUCCAAUAGAACUUUUAAGGCGGACGAAAUGCAAGCCCUAAUCAACGUCUUAACUUCUUCCGUAUUAUUUAAUGAUUUCAAUCAAUUUUUGAGAUUGGUUCGGCAAACCGAUCAAAACAAUUCCACAGUUAUGGAGAGCUUGACCGAGUUUGUUAAUAGUAAAAGAUGGUUUUGCCAGCCAACAUGCUGGGAUUUAACAUCCGAUUUGUUGGUACCUUUAGCCGAUUACAUAAUACACUUGAUACAAUUUAUAAAACAUAGAGCUUUAAAUUUGACAAACCAAGGUAAAGUUAUUACACUUACUCAAUCCGAAUGGGUUAUUGGAAGAACAAUUCAUUGGAAAUUUGGUGGUGUUCAGUUAGUUAAUCUACCACAACGGAGGUUAAAGGGUAUAUUGAUGCAUGACGAAACUGCGGCCGAAGCGAUCGUUAAUGCCGAAUCAGUGCGCUUAUACUCCUGCUAUUCGCGUCAGACAGGAUCAAAAGCUCAUAUGUGGAGAUCAUUCAAUGGCCAAACACAAUCAAAUUCUUCCCAAUUCCCUCGUGCGACAAAUGAUCAGCGAGUCAUUGCUGCUUAUAUGGAUAGUGUUGAGCCGGUGGAAUUGACUACUUGUCAAGGAAGCUCUCCUCGAAUGCAGUUUUAUAAUUUCUUCUUUCCGGUCUACUGGCGUCGUCUACCCUUUGUCUGGAGUGGGAAAACGAAAGAUGUACGACGGGUGGAAGCUCACGUUUUAACUUUAAAUGAAUCAGCCUUAAAAAAGGCAAAAAACCCUUUUAUGAACGAAGAUUGUCUGCAGGAUAUGACGGGUACUUUGAAGUUUAAUAGUUGGCUUAGUUUACCUCACUUUCGUCUUUGUAGCGAAUCAUUGCAAACAUCUUUCAACGCUUCGCCAUUUAAAUACGAUUUACCAUGGAUAGUUAUUGAACCAACUUCUGGAGUCGUGUAUUCAUAUUCAAUUAGCCAUCAAUUAGUUAUACAGCACAAAAACUCUCGCCUACCUAUGUAUUGGAUAGACGAAAGAGCCGAAGUAUCCGAAUGGGUAGCAAAAAAUUUUAGAGAUAAUACAAGAAAAAUUUUACAAGCUUCAUGCGCAGGUUUAAUCUCAUUAUCUCUUUUAGCAGCCGCUACUAUUGUUUGCGGUAUCCUAGUCGGUACAAUAACUUUUAAGAAUGGUAAAGUACUCCCAAUACCUCCCAAUACGCCUACAUUUUAA
This is a messenger RNA of Dimorphilus gyrociliatus, 1926 nucleotides long. The record is from the annotation of a GenBank genome assembly. NCBI's taxonomy places the organism in Eukaryota, Metazoa, Annelida, Polychaeta, Dinophilidae.